Molecule: messenger RNA, 5777 nt
Organism: Erpetoichthys calabaricus (reedfish)
Lineage: Eukaryota; Metazoa; Chordata; Cladistia; Polypteriformes; Polypteridae
Product: supervillin-like
Exons: 32
Coding region: 350-5383 (1677 amino acids)
Biological process (GO): barbed-end actin filament capping; actin filament severing; cytoskeleton organization
Cellular component (GO): cytoplasm; actin cytoskeleton
Molecular function (GO): phosphatidylinositol-4,5-bisphosphate binding; actin filament binding
Source: RefSeq, a predicted model, not a curated record
AGAAAUGGGCGGGGUCUGAUGAGCUCCCAGUCCCAGUGUCCGUCUCUGGAAUCAAAGCAUUCGGAAAGCGGCGAGCGGCUGCGUGUCUGUCGGGAUUCCCACCCUGGCGUUAGCUGGCAGAUGGCGAGCUCGAGGGAGGCACGGAGGACGGCGCUAUAUGACCGCUCUCAGUGCCCGCUGUGGCUCUUGAAAUGAGCUGAACCCUGUGAUGUGUGCCAGCGCCCUCUUUGACCAAGACCAGCAGUGAAGGCCGGUCAGCACUUAUAGUGACUUUUACUUUUUUUGGACCCUGCAGACUCUCAAAUUUUGUUUCUUUCCCCCCUGUGAGUUUUAAGUCUUGCUGCCCAGCAUGGAGUCGGAUGCCCUCUCUCAGGAGUCUAAAGCCGAGCGCAUUGCCAGGUAUAAAGCCGAGCGGCGCCGGGAGCUGGCAGAGAGGUACAGCCACACCGAGGAGUUCACUUCAAAGUAUGUCAGGCAAGAUAAAAGCCACGAAGGGGUGGCAGUCGAGUGCCAGCAAGCCACCUUGGAGGAGAGCCAGAGGCAGGCGGGCAUGGGCAAAGAGGAGAGACAGCUACCUACUGGCCAGGAUACCAAUGGCAACUAUGAUGGCUUCUCGGGUAAGCAGAGUGAGGAAGUGUGCCCUCUGCUGACCUUAAAUGGCAAAGAACAGACUGCAGUUGGCACACCGCUGGUGUCUAGGCCUGGCAUGCCACGGGCACAGGACGACUCUGCCCUCUGCACCCACAGAGCCGCUCGCCCAGCCACGGUGCAUACCCGGGUGUCGGUGGAGCAGCUGCGGACGUCCCUGCUGUUGAAUUCCAGCGGUCAGAAGGAUAAGGAGCCUGACUUUGAUGGCAGCCAGACGAACAGCUCAUGUGACGUGCCCAGGCCAGGCGGUCGCCACCGUACCAGGCGCUGUGGCCCCUUGGCAGUCAACAGGAAGACGAGCGAGCGCUUCAGGACCCAGCCGGUCACUGCCUUGGAGCGGUGGGAGAUGAACGGGUCUGCAGAAGCUGAGAAGGAGGAGAAGCCUGCAGCUGAUGUGAAAAUGGAUGACCGGUCCAAACUCAGUGUGGCGGCCAAGAUGUCGCUCUUUAAGGAGUUCGAGAAGACUGCGUCCCCAGAAGCCACAGCUGCCUUCCUGAAGCCCCGCCCAGGAUCUGCUGCCUCAGAACGCAGGAGUCGCCGUGCCAACGAUCGCUCACGCACUCAGCCAAUCACGGUGGAGGAGAAGGUGGAGGCUGGCAGCUUUCCAAAUCUCAAUCCGUGUGGCACAUCGCAGGCGGGCAGCGGGCAGCCAGACACAGAAGAAGAUGAAAGCUCGAGGCUGAGUCUCGGCGAGAAGUUGGAUCUCUUCAACAGCAUGGUGAAGCCGGAGGGCGGACCCCCGAUAGAUUUGCGACGCCGGAUGAAGGGGACGCGCUAUCACACGCAGCCCAUCACCGUCCACGAAGUCCAGCAGCUCCAGGACACUUGCCUGAUGAGGAAAGUGCAGGUGUAUCCUGCCACUGUGAGCCACGGACUGGCAGUGGAACCAAUGUGCGAGCCUCACCCCAACCCAGUGACGCCCAGCUGGGACUCCGAAUCUCACGAACUGAAAGGAAUCCUGAAAAAAAGGACAGUGAGUUUGAGUCAGGAGGCCUCCUCAGAGGACAUGCCCGCCGGUGACGCCGCAGUGCCCGGCUCGGCCUGGGAGAGUCAAGAAGCCGAUGGUGAGGUGGGCAGCUUAGUGCCCUGCAAGCGCUACAGAGAGCAGAGGCCAAGUGACGAACCUGAUGGCUGUGCUUUGAGUCUGGCGGAUACCCACAGUGACCACCUAGCAAGGGAAGAGCCCAAGACUUCUGCCCCCUGGAGGCAGAACAGGGACAAAAUCACUCAGCCAGAGUUGACCAGUUCACCUGAACCCACCUGUCACCACCAGCCUGAGGACCUGCCUGCCAGCCGCAUGUGCCACUCGCCAUCUACCUGCAGUCCAACUGAGGGAGACGAACUCAGCUUGAGCCAGGGGGCAUCGUUUCAGUCCAGGUUGGCACAGCUGAAAUCGUCCGAGGGGGAGCAGCAGAGCAAGGCGGGCAGCUGGCGCAGCGAUGUGGUGCAGGUCUCCCUGGCCGAGCGUUACAGCCAGCUGCAGGAUGCCGAGGGCGCCUGGAAGAAGAAGACCACCUUAUCCUAUGAAGUUCAAGAAGUUUCCUUUGGUCAGAACAGCACCUGGCCAACCUGGAGGCAAAAGAAAGCGGCGUCUGAGGUCGAGACAAAGAUGACGCUGGCCCAGAGGAUGCAGAGCCUCCAGGAGAGAGAGGAGCAGUGGAAGUCCAAAGGAAAGGGGGCCGCCAAUGAUUCGACGCAGUUCACUGUGGCCGGGCGCAUGGCCAGGAAAGGUUUGGUUUCUCCCGUCUCUGCCCAAGACACCCCACCGACUUUCCACUGUCGAAAAACUCCAGCUGGGACACCAGUUAAGCCUCUAGAAGAGAUUUCCAGUAAGCCUGACUCACAGGUGGAAGGUGACAAGAGACUGGACAAGCUGGAGUCGUUCCUGGACAAGCUGCAGAAUAAAGGUGCAGCAUUCCAAGAGACCUCCAUCACCGUGACCACAGAGAGCGUACGAGAAGUAAUGAAGGUGGACGACGACGAGACGUUCAGCAAGUUUUACAGAGGGGUCUCCUCCACCACCUCCUCCUCCACCACUGUGAUGUCUGACGCUGUGCCAGCGGUGCAGGGAGACUUCAACACCAUCUUGGAGUCGGGCACUCCGAAGCUCACGUCCUCUGUGGCUGAACACAAACGGGCCGUGAGGCCGACCCGGAAAACCCAGGCAUCCCGUAACCCUCUGAAGGCCCUGGCCGCCAGGGAUGACAUCCGGCAGGAUUACAUAGAGCAGCGGCUCAACGUGGCCGUCGUGGAAGCCAAGAGGAUUCAGGUGGAGAGAAUGGCCAAACACUCUCGCUACGCAGACGUGGCCUUGGCGGGCCUGGCGAGCAAAGAGAACUUCCGAAACGUCAAUCUGCGCAACGUCAAGUCCACCGAGCAGGUCUCCAACAAUAGCCGGUUGCCAUAUAGUAAGCUGAUGCUGAUUCAAGUUAAAGGUCGCCGGCACGUGCAGAGCAGGCUGGUGGAGCCCACGGCUGAGUCCCUCAAUAGCGGCGACUGCUUCCUCCUGCUCACACCCCAGCACUGCUUCCUCUGGGUGGGAGAGUUUGCCAACGUCAUCGAAAAGGCCAAGGCUUCAGAGUUGGCAUCAUUCAUCCAGAACAAGAGAGAUCUCGGCUGCAAAGCUGCCCAAGUCACUGUUCUUGAAGAGGGAGUCAACACCGACAACAACCGUGCCCGUGACUUCUGGAAUCUGCUUGGUGGAAAGAAAAUGUACCAUGCUGCGGGUGAGCCUGAGGAAGACGAGCUGUACGAGAGUGCCAUGGUGGAGUCCAACUGUGUGUACAGCCUGAUGGAUGGCAAGCUGGUGCCUCAUGAGAAAGCCUGGGCAUCCAUUCCCAGUGUGUCUAUGCUCGGCUCCAAAGAGGUGCUGGUGUUCGACUUUGGCAGCGAGGUCUACGUGUGGCACGGAAAGGAAGUUUCUCUGAGUGACAGAAAGCUGGCAGUUCAGCUUGGACAGCAGCUCUGGGGCGGGCCGUACGACUACAGCGGAUGCCGUGCCAACCCACUAGGGUCUGGUGGACGUUCAGAUGUGACGCCACAGGAGGGUGAAGCCCGGCCGGAGUGGACUAUUUUUGGGCGCCUGUCGGAGCACAACGAGACGGCCUUAUUUAAGGAGAAGUUCCUCGACUGGAGUGAAGCCAAGGCGGUCAAGGAGGAGCCGGCGGUGGAAAGCAAGAGUCUUGCGGUGUCCACCUCCGAGGCGGAGCUGAAGCCGUUCGAUGCCAAGGAGAUGAUCGCACCUUGUGACGCCCCCACCAAGAUGGUCCUGGAAGGCCUGAAUGUGCAGAGGGGCUACGGCCUCAUCGAGGUGGAAGACAGGAGGCAGGCGGAGCUGCGCACGGUGGACAUCGACGUCUGGCACAUUCGGGAGUUCGACUCUGCCGAGAUCCCCCGAGCGAGUGUGGGACAGUUCCACGAGGGUGACACCUACGUGAUCAAGUGGACCUACACCGUCACGUGUCUGGUUGGGAAGCGUCAGAAACCGGAGCAGCUGAGCACCAGUGGGCCUGGUAAAGAGAAGUGUGCCCAUUUCUUCUGGCAAGGACAGCACUCCUCUGUUAGCGGGAAGGGCACCUCGGCGCUGACUACGGUGGAGCUUGGCAAACAUCGAGGAGCUCAGGUGCUGGUGUCACAGGGCAAAGAGCCGCCAUGCUUCCUUCAGCUCUUCCAAGGAGGACUGGUCAUCCACAGCGGGUGUCGGGAGCGCGAGAGCACAAAUAGCCAAGGUCACCUGGACACCUGGCGUCUGUUUUGUGUCAGAGGCGAAGUUCCCGCGGAGGGUAGCUUGUUGGAGGUGGCAUGUGCCAGCUGCAGCCUGCGUUCCAGAGUCUCCCUCGUUCUUCUUAAUGCACACCAUGGCACCAUCUACCUCUGGCAUGGAUGCAAGUCCCAGAAAGCCGUUAGAGAUGUGGGCAAGGUGGCGGCUGAGUGCAUCAGGCAGUCGUGCCCACCCGAGUUGGGACUCCAGAGUGGCAGCGAGGUGACCACCCAGGAGAUUGAGGAGGGGGCCGAACCCAAGGAAUUCUGGGAAGCGCUGGGGGGUCGGAGCCGAAAAACCUAUGACUGCAUGUUACAGGACCCCGGGAAAUACAACUUCACGCCUCGUCUGUUCCACCUGAGCGCCGCUUCCGGAGAGUUCACCGCCGAGGAGCACCUCUCUGCCGCCAUGGUGCCCGAUGUAGUGGUCGCCAUGCCAUUUCUUCAAGAGAACCUGUACUCUGUGCCUCAGCCAGCACUCUUUCUGCUCGAUAACCGAAUGGAGGUGUACCUGUGGCAGGGCCAGGCAGCGGGCGAUACCGACAGCACCGGCUCGGCACAGAUCCGCUGGGACCUGGAGAGGAAGUGUGCCAUGGAGACCGCCCUGCACUACUGCCAAGAAAAGAAUCCCAAACGCCCACCCAAAGCCUACCUGAUCCACGCUGGCGCUGAGCCGCUCACCUUCACCAACAUCUUUCCUCGCUGGGAAGUCCAAGCCACAACUCUCAGUCAGGCAGAAGCGCAGAGCAGCAAAGUGAUCCUGGUGCAGGAUGCCCUCGCCAGGCUGUGCAAGACACAGUACUCCAUGGAAGAGGUGCUGGCGAGGCCGCUGCCUGAGGGCGUCGACCCCCUUAAGCUGGAGGUCUACCUGUCGGAUGAAGACUUUCAGAGGGUCUUGGAGAUGAAGAAGGACGAGUUCAACGCCCUGCCAGCCUGGAAACAGCUGAACCUGAAGAAGAGCAAAGGCCUCUUUUAAGGUGCCCUGGACAGCCACUCUGAUGCGGGGGUCCGCUCGCCCUCAAACUGCAGCUCUCCAGAUGGGGGGAGCCGGGUGGGCACCUCGCCAUUCUCAUGUCUCGACUUUGGUUUGUAGCAGCAGGGGGGCUUUUCUCUUUGACUCUUUCAAUGCGCUCAUCACUGCCAUUGGACGCCUGCCAUUCCUGCCCACAGGGACCCCCAAGACUGACAGGGCCAGCUGCUUUACAGGACGAUGGGGACAUUUAAGUGACAGUCAAUGAAUGGCGAGCUGCCAGCACUGGUGGAGCAGAUGCCAAACGGUGGGCCUGGUGGUCUUCCUAAGGGGGGGGGCGCCCGGCUGUGCUGCCCCUCGGACAUUUCAUUCCUUCAUUUGUCACCCUUUUCAUUUGCCC